Molecule: messenger RNA, 3662 nt
Organism: Hipposideros armiger (great roundleaf bat)
Lineage: Eukaryota; Metazoa; Chordata; Mammalia; Chiroptera; Hipposideridae
Gene: SNX9
Product: sorting nexin 9
Exons: 18
Coding region: 237-2021 (594 amino acids)
Biological process (GO): cleavage furrow formation; intracellular protein transport; plasma membrane tubulation
Cellular component (GO): plasma membrane; cytoplasmic vesicle
Molecular function (GO): protein binding; phosphatidylinositol binding
Source: RefSeq, a predicted model, not a curated record
AAUGGGAGGCUCGCCGGCAGGGGCGGGGGCCGCGCAGUCGGGGAGUUUCAGGAACUGGAGGAGCGGGCGGCGGCCGGAGUCACCCGGAGCCCAGACUCGGGGCCGAGGCGGAGCUGUCGCCGCCGCCGCCGCGCCGCGGCCCAGUCGUAGCCGCCUUCACGCUCGCCUGCCCGCCGCGGGCCGACUGCGCGGCGCGGGAGAGGAGCCGGCCGUCCCGGGCCGGGGAUCCGCCCGCCAUGGCCACCAAGGCUCGGGUUAUGUAUGAUUUUGCUGCUGAACCUGGAAAUAAUGAACUGACAGUUAAUGAAGGAGAAAUCAUCACAAUUACAAAUCCGGAUGUUGGUGGAGGAUGGCUGGAAGGAAGAAACAGCAAAGGAGAACGAGGUCUUGUUCCUACAGACUAUGUUGAAGUUUUGCCCAAUGAUGGGAAAGAUCCGUUUUCUUGUGGAAAUUCAGUGGCUGACCAAGCCUUCCUCGAUUCCCUCUCAGCAAGCACAGCUCAAGCCAGUUCUUCAGCUGUCAGCAGUAACAACCAGGUCAGCAGUGGCAGUGACCCCUGGUCAGCCUGGAGUGCCCCCAAAUCUGGAAACUGGGACAGCACAGAUGGCUGGGGAGCCAAGCCAGAGGGGGCUGCAGCCCAGAGAAAUGCUUCCAAUAACUGGGACACUGCCUUUGGUCACCCCCAGGCCUACCAAGGACCAGCAACCGGUGAUGAUGAUGACUGGGAUGAAGACUGGGACGACCCCAAGUCAUCGUCUCCCUACUUCAAGGAUUCAGAGUCGGCCGAAGCAGGAGGUGCUCAGCGUGUGAACAGCCGACCUGGCAGUUCUUCCAUGAAGCUGCCCCUUAACAAGUUUCCCGGAUUUGCGAAACCUGGGAUGGAACAGUAUUUGUUGGCCAAGCAACUAGCAAAACCCAAAGAGAAAAUUACUAUCAUUGUUGGAGAUUAUGGCCCGAUGUGGGUUUAUCCUACCUCCACAUUUGACUGUGUGGUAGCAGAUCCCAGGAAAGGGUCCAAAAUGUACGGGCUGAAGAGCUACAUUGAAUAUCAGUUAACGCCCACUAACACUAAUCGAGCUGUAAACCACAGGUAUAAACACUUUGACUGGUUAUAUGAGCGCCUCCUGGUUAAGUUUGGGUCAGCCAUUCCAAUCCCUUCUCUUCCAGAUAAGCAAGUCACAGGUCGCUUUGAAGAAGAAUUUAUCAAAAUGCGCAUGGAGAGGCUUCAGGCCUGGAUGACCAGGAUGUGUCGCCAUCCAGUAAUUUCAGAAAGUGAGGUUUUCCAGCAAUUUCUGAAUUUCCGGGAUGAAAAGGAAUGGAAGACGGGGAAGCGGAAGGCGGAGAAGGACGAGCUGGUGGGAGUCAUGAUAUUUUCCACCAUGGAGCCGGAGGCGCCCGACUUGGACUUGAUAGAGAUAGAACAGAAGUGCGAUGCUGUUGGUAGAUUCACCAAAGCCAUGGAUGACGGCGUGAAGGAGCUGCUGACGGUGGGGCAGGAGCACUGGAAGCGCUGCACAGGACCAUUACCCAAGGAAUAUCAGAAGAUAGGAAAGGCCUUGCAGAGUUUAGCAGCUGUGUUCAGUUCUAGUGGUUAUCAAGGUGAAACCGAUCUCAAUGAUGCAAUAACAGAAGCAGGAAAGACUUAUGAAGAAAUUGCCGGUCUCGUGGCAGAACAGCCAAAGAAAGACCUGCAUUUCCUGAUGGAAUGUAAUCAUGAAUAUAAAGGUUUCCUUGGCUGCUUCCCAGAUAUUAUUGGCGCUCACAAGGGAGCAAUAGAAAAAGUGAAAGAAAGUGAUAAACUGGUUGCAACGAGUAAAAUCACCCCACAGGACAAACAGAACAUGGUGAAACGCGUCGGCACAAUGUCUUACGCUUUACAAGCUGAGAUGAAUCACUUUCACAGUAACCGGAUGUAUGACUACAACAGUGCCAUCCGCCUGUACCUGGAGCAGCAGGUGCAGUUCUAUGAAACGAUUGCAGAGAAGCUGAAGCAGGCCCUCGGCCGCUUCCCGGCGAUGUAGAACAGAACGGAACAUGAAGGAAACUCCGAAGUGCUUCUUUCUGACUUGGGGCAGUGGAAUUUAAUUUUAACCCCUAUCAUCCAAAAAAUAAAAAUAAAAAGGAAAGAAAGAAUGAAAACCAAAAAGGAAAAGAGCUGCAAAAAACUGUUUGCUUUACCAGCCUAAAGGCAUCAGUGAUAUAGUCUUCUUCUUUUUAUUCUUUCUACACCCAUUAUUUAAACCAAUGGCAAUUGUCUCUAUUUGGGGGAUAUACUUGAAAUGAUCAGAAUUUUGAAUAGAAAAUUAGAGGUUUCCCCCACUGAUGUUUUACAUAAAAUUGUAAUUUAUAAGUCACCCACAGUUUUCCAGUUCUUACCCAAUGUCAGGUAAUUACUAAUUGCUUUCUUAAAAAUAUGAAAUAUGCCAGAAUAAAAGCAUAUAUAUGUUUGUAUAUUUUUAUAAUUUUCAAUCCUUUGGGAUUCCUGUCUAUUUAGGGAAAUCUACAUGCCUUUCACUGACACAUUUAUGACUCAAGUGCUUACUUUUUCAGGAGAGGAAGCAAAGAGGGGCCCCUGGGGCUGCCAGCACCCUCACUGCGUGUCGGUGCCUCACGUGUCCCCUCAGGAGACACGGCUUGGCAGAAACUGACGGUCAGGUUCCCUGGCCCUCGCCUGGGAGCACUCUGAAGUGUUGUCUUCCAUGGGGAGUGCGUUCUCUCCUCGCACUUCCUUCCUAAGCGUGGCAAGCUUUAUGCCAAAAAGAAUGAGGUUAGGGACGUUUUUCAGAAGCUCCGACGGUGCUCCCGAGUGGAACAGCCCUGUGCUGCCCCCGUGCUCAGGAAGGAGAGUGCUCCAGUGGGACGGACUCGCUCCUGCAGAGCUGCUCACCUGUUUUCAGUCCUCAGCUGCCCAGGCAGACGGAAUGAGAACGGCCAGUGAGAGCGCGAUUUGCCUCUUGAUUUGGAUUGUAGACGAGUGGGCCAGUUGGUAUUGUCUCAAAAGGGGAAAAAGCUUCAUAAACCUCUCCCACCCCCACAAAAUGGAAAAGCUUAGGGACUGACCAGGGUGGCAGUCGGAAUAAUGUGCGGUAACCCCAGAGCUGUCGUGUUGAAGAAAAACUACAGCGAUGCUCUUCCUGACUAACCAAAACCCAGGCAGAACUUUCCAGGUCACUAGUACUUCAGUUAAUGGCAUGAAGCGGAAUCUGCAGACCGUCAGCUUUAAGCCUGAGCACUCGCACCGUCUUACUCCUGCAGACGCGCGUUUCCGUCUCCCGCAGUUGCCUUACUACGUUAUUAUCGUCACUGCUUUCGUUUAUCUGGCCUGAUAAUUAUAUUACAGAAAAUGAAAAAUUUGGGCCAGCACAAAUAAAGUAAAACCAAAAAAUAAGUAGAAGAGGAAAUCAGAUGAACAUGAAUUUAAGAACUACUUGUUCUUUAAUAUCACGGGUUUUUGUUAAUGUUUUAUAAGGAAUUUUCCCUACUUGAUUUUUCUUUUAUAAAAUCUCAUAGAACAGUGUUUAUGAUAUAGCCAUUUAAUAUAUGUACAAAUUGUAAAGAAUAUGUAUAAAUGUUUUACACAAAUGUAAGCAUGUAGAAGCCAACAUAUAAAUUGUUUAAAAAAACUGUACAGUAAAUCCUCAAAGCACUUUUUAAAAACACUA